Molecule: messenger RNA, 2294 nt
Organism: Dendrobium catenatum
Lineage: Eukaryota; Viridiplantae; Streptophyta; Magnoliopsida; Asparagales; Orchidaceae
Product: protein DETOXIFICATION 49
Exons: 1
Coding region: 283-1869 (528 amino acids)
Biological process (GO): xenobiotic detoxification by transmembrane export across the plasma membrane
Cellular component (GO): membrane
Molecular function (GO): antiporter activity; xenobiotic transmembrane transporter activity
Source: RefSeq, a predicted model, not a curated record
GAGAGGAUGGAAUGGCGGGAGGCAGCCCAUUCAACGAAGCAGGAAGACUUAGCCGCAAGAAAUACUAAUUUAGUCUCCCGCUUCCUUCAGUGGAUAAAACAGUAGCCUCCAAAUUCCCGGCAAGAAGAAUGUCUUCCCGCUGCCUCUUCCCUAUAAAUCCCUCACACCGCCCCGCCCCAUUUCUUCGCCCACAGCAAAACCAAAUUCCACUUGAACUCUCUCCUCCUCCCUCCUUCCUCUCCUCCUCUUCCAUUCCUAGUAAAAGAAGCAUAAGCAACAGCCAUGUGCCAAUUUGAUAGCUCAGGAAUUCAUGGAGAACACGGCGGCAAUCACCAUACAGAUCACGCAACCCUUUACAUGCCCCUUGUUGAUCACAAAACCGGGAGCAACGAUGAACCCCCCGUUAUUAAUCCCCUUUCACCAACCAAACAGCUUUCCCUUACCUUGAUCGAAGCAAAAUCGAUUCUUUCGAUCGCCCUGCCCAUGGUUCUCACCGGCCUCCUCCUCUACUCCCGUUCCUUAAUCUCCAUGCUCUUCCUCGGCCGCCUGGGUUCCCUGCCUCUCGCCGGCGGCUCCCUGGCCAUCGGCUUCGCUAACAUAACAGGAUACUCUGUUCUCUCCGGCCUUGCCACCGGUAUGGAACCUAUCUGUGGUCAAGCCCACGGAGCUGGCCGCAAUCACCUCCUUGGGCUCGCUCUCCGCCGCACCAUCCUACUCCUCCUCUCCGCCUCCCUCCCCAUCUCCCUGCUCUGGUUCUUCAUGCGCCACAUCCUCAUCCUCUGCGGCCAACACCCUGAUAUCGCCGACGCUGCCCAAACCUUCAUCCUCUUCUCCCUACCAGACCUCUUCCUACAAUCCUUUCUUCAUCCCCUCCGCGUCUACUUCCGCACACAAUCCAUCACCCUCCCCCUCACCGCCACCGCUGCAGCCACCGUCGCCCUUCAUUUCCCCAUCAAUCACCUGUUGAUAAACCACUUCCACCUCGGCGUCCCUGGCGUCGCCCUCGCCUCCGUCUUCACCAACUUGAAUCUCGUCCUCCUUCUGAUAGCCUACCUUCACUUCUCCGGCCUGCACCUCCGCACUGGAGGGCUUAUCCCCUCCGAUGGUGACGACACCUUCUCCCUCUCAGGCUGGCGGUCUCUCAUCGCCCUCGCAGUCCCCAGCUGCAUCUCCGUGUGCUUGGAAUGGUGGUGGUAUGAAAUCAUGGUUCUCCUCUGCGGUCUCCUCCUACGCCCCCAAUCCACCGUCGCAUCCAUGGGCCUCCUCAUACAAACAACCUCUUUAAUCUACAUUUUCCCCUCUUCUCUCAGCGCCGGAGUCUCCACCCGCGUCAGCAACGAGCUUGGUGCGAACAGACCCGAUCGCGCCCGCCGAGCCGCUACCGUCGGAUUAAUCUGUGGUUCGUUGCUCGGCCUCACCGCACUCUCAUUCUCCCUCUCCGUCCGCAAUGUCUGGGCCAAGAUUUUCACCUCUGACCCCGAGAUCGUGAGCCUCACCUCGGCCGUGCUCCCUAUUUUGGGCUUAUGCGAGCUCGGAAACUGCCCGCAGACGACAGGCUGCGGCGUUCUACGAGGCAGCGCGCGCCCGCGCGCCGGCGCGAAUAUAAAUCUCGGUUCUUUCUACGGAGUGGGGAUGCCUGUGGCCAUUGGACUCGCAUUUUGGGCCCGCUUGGAUUUCCGUGGGCUCUGGUUCGGACUGCUCUCUGCGCAAGCGGCCUGUCUUGUUCUAAUGCUCGCCGUCAUCGCCAGCACAGACUGGACACGGCAAGCCGACCGUGCGCAGUGUCUCACCGGCGAGCACAACGUCGUCGCGCACGAUUGCAAGCCAAUUAUUAUCAAGAUCGAGCAAUGCGACUCCUUACUGUUUUAAGCAUUUAGGAUCUGAAUGUUACAUUUUGAGGAAAUGGAUACAUAGCAGAAAAGUGGCCCCUUUUUAUUUUCAAUUUUUGCCGUUUUAUUAGAAAGAAAUAGAAUAGAGAUUUUUGAAGAGGCGUUGCUAAUUUUGUUGACCUAUCGCUAUCUGGCUUGUCUUCGGUUCUAUGGGCUGCGGUGGGUACGCAUAGUCGAAAUUGCCGGCCGGCGGGCUUGACUCGUUGGCCGGCUGAUUUGGUAACAAGCUUGUGCUGUCGACUACACUGCGGCGAGAUUAGAUGGGUGCAAUCCUUUAUGCGAGUCUGGGCCCGCCCGCCCAUCUAAGGGAAUCCGUGCAAUCCUUUAUGCGCUUCGAGGUGGCAUCCUUCCUCGUCUUAUUCACCGUUGGAUCCUUCCUCGUCUUACCUGAACUUUGUAUAAAAC